UCAAAUGCGCUAAAACAAAAGUACUAGAAUGGAAACAUAUCGCAGUGUUACCGAUAGUUAAUUCUAAUAAAAAUGCAUUGUAAUCGUAAUCCGUUAUUGGAAGCUUUAAAUCGCGUAUUUACUAAAUACAAUAAUAAAUACUUGCAGCCGGAAGAAGCGAAGUGAAAAAAAAAACACCACACUGACUAAUUAUCAUGAAAAGAUGGUCAGUCGAUUUGUUGUCGCUUAUACGCGUGUUAACACGAUAUCAGUGCACUGGUUGUUCACGCGCGCAUCCCUAGUUGUUGCCCCCAUUAAAAAACACGCAGCGCAAAAAUAAAAUGCGAUUUUUUAGUUCUGCCGCGUAGAUUACGAAGCCGUUUAAAGUAUUAAAUUACACAAUAAGUUGAAUUAUUUACGUGUUCAUAUUUUAGUCUAGUAUUAUAAAAUUAUUGGUUUUGAUCGCAAAUCAACUGAAACGAUACAAAUACUAUUAUUACAUUAUAUGUCCAUUUUUGGUGAAUAAUUUUGCCAAACGAAAAUCAGCACAAACGCAGCAAACGCAAUGAAAUGAAAUUGAAUUGGCUAAGCGAAUACUUGGCCAACAUAAUAAACGUUAGUCGUAUAUACGACGCUAUUGCACGCCCAUUCGCUGAGGUACGCCUGGAACUGCUCACCCCUCAAGCUAUCUAUUGCCGCAUCAAGUCCACAUCGGCUGAAGCGCUGGAGCAUAUACUGAUUGCAUGUGCGGUAUACUUUCUAGUAUGCCUAGGCCUAUACAAGCUGACCUUUUGGCUAUCGGUGACAGGCGCCCCAGUCGCAAGGAAGAAACAGCAGCAACAGCAACGGCACAAUGUCAACGCAAACGACGACAAGAACGGUUUACGAAAUACCUUACAAAAAUCUCUACGUUUACGUAGCGUUCAUCUGCCCAAGGCUGCGUUAAUGGGCAGAGUACUUUUGGUCAUCGCACAUCCGGAUGACGAAUGCAUGUUUUUUGGUCCGCUGAUCUACUCGCUGACACAGCGUGAUGGCUGUCAGGUGUACGUGUUAUGCUUGUCGAAUGGCAACUAUGAGCAAAAGGCUCAAUCGCGUCGAGAGGAGCUAUUUCGGGCAUGCAAGCGUUUGGGCAUUGCCGAAUCGAAUGUUAUAUUGGUGAAUGCCACCUAUUUGCCAGAUGAUCCGAAUGUUGAAUGGCGGCCGGAUGCGGUUGCCAGCCUUAUAUUGCAUACUGUUGAGAGUCUUGAUAUAGAAGCGAUAUUCACCUUCGAUCGCGAUGGGGUCAGCUCGCAUCCCAAUCAUUGUGCUGUGUAUUAUGCGGCCGCUUCUUUGUGUUUAGCCAAUUUAUUGCCCAAGGCUUGUAAGUUUUACACACUAGACUCGAUCAAUUUGGUACGCAAAUAUUUAUCCGUCUUCGAUUUUCUAUGUACAUGCUUUAUGUCUACGCAUUGGUGCAUACUCAAUUGGAAGGAGGCGUCAGUGGUCAGAGGCGCCAUGAUGGAGCAUCGCUCUCAAAUGAAAUGGUUCCGUUGGUUAUAUAUCUACACAUCGCGCUACAUGUAUAUCAAUUCGAUGCGCGAAAUAAAUCUUUCGGAUGUCGAGCUGGAAAUGCAAAUUCAUGAUAACUAGAAAUUGGGCCGGUUACAGCACAAUUGCGAAUAUUAUUUGUUUUUGCAACGAGUUUAAUGAAUCUAAUGUGAAGAAAUGAAAAAUAACCAAAAAACAAACUACCUUCAUAAAUGAAUGCUUGACCGCAGCGUCGAGCUUAGCUACUUUUUUGACACUGACGAUUCUAUACUAUUAUUAUAAUUAUGUUAUAACUUUAAAGCGUAAGCGUUUUGAUCUAGCCAAAUUCGACUGCUUUUUGAUACACACAUGCAAGAUGUUGAACGUGAAAAGUAAACGAAACCAAAAGGGAACAACAAUUACGUGUAAACCGAGAUAUUGAAACCAGAUGCAAUCCAGAAUUAGUCACACACAAACACAUGCACUCGUACAUACCUACAUAUACAUAUCUACAUAUGCAAAAUAUUGAUUAGAUGUUAGCUCAAAAACUAUUUUUAUAUUCAACAUCCACAUGCGAUCUUAUGUUUCUGAAGCUUGCAGUGAACCAACUGUAGUAUGAUGCUAAUAAUUAUGUUAACGUUUGUUAUGUUUGAUUAUGAUUAAUUUACGUUUCAUAUAUUUGCUUGUUUCUACAUUUAAUUCCCUCCUUAGCAAACAAGACUCAAUAUUUAUUUCUUGUGUAUGUAAAUUUGUAAAAUAGUUUGUUGUAAGCAGCGAAGUACAAUAAUUUAAAUACAAAUGUAUAAACUGACGAUUGGGGGUCGUUAAAUAGUCUAUAAUGAGAGAGAUUCAUAGAUGCUUAGCAACAAUAAAUGUUGAAUAUUGUGUAUUUUGAAACAAA
This is a messenger RNA of Drosophila hydei, 2386 nucleotides long. RefSeq names its product N-acetylglucosaminyl-phosphatidylinositol de-N-acetylase (gene PIG-L). Gene Ontology annotation, molecular function: N-acetylglucosaminylphosphatidylinositol deacetylase activity. Gene Ontology annotation, biological process: GPI anchor biosynthetic process. Gene Ontology annotation, cellular component: endoplasmic reticulum. The transcript is spliced from 4 exons. Lineage: Eukaryota; Metazoa; Arthropoda; Insecta; Diptera; Drosophilidae. Bases 550 to 1608 code for a protein of 352 amino acids. The record is from RefSeq and is a predicted model, not a curated record.